UCUAUUUGACUCGCGGCACUGCCGCGGCGGCGGAAUUUCCCCGCGCCGGAUUUGCGUCGCCGAAUCGGCCGAAUAACGGCGGCGCGAAGCGACGCGACGCGACGCGACGCGGGACGCGGCUAGCGGCGAGCGGCGCGGUGACAGCGCGGAUGGGUUAUGUCGGCGAUCGCCGUGUCCGACGACUCCGACGCCGACGUUCCCGUAUUCGACUCGCGCCUCGCGCCCCCCAAACGCGCGAGCCGUCAGCGGACGUUCCUCGGGAUCGCCGGGAGUCGAGCCGCGUCAAGGCAAAACGGAGCGGAGCGUUGCCCGCGUCGCGCGUCUUCCGCGUCGGCCUGUUGUCAAAAUCAGCUGCCAUUGCUGGCUCUCCUGACGCUCCCUCUCUUUCUCUAUUUUCGCUCGUUAUGCCAGACGUCGCGUCGGCGAUCUCGCGGACGCUCGUAAUUCACCCGAACGCUUCGCGACGCUCUCGCGACUCGCUCGCCGAGUCUACUCUUCUCCGAUCUGUCUUUUCGCGCUAUCGUAGCUUGGGAAGGAACCGUCGAUAAAUCGUCAGAUUUUCUUUAUAUACGAUUGAUUUUUGGUCGAGGUACAUUGUUUUGCCUACAUUUUGCAGCCGAUAAAUCUUUGAUCCUUCGGGAGAAUUCUGUCUCGUGAGACAACAAAGAAGCUGACAAAUAACUUGUUAAACGGACAUUGAUGCGCGCUUAGAAACGUAUUUAUUUAUAUUCAUAUAGUUGCCAAUGUUUUUAUUCAUAGUGCUUGAGGAUAUGUUGCAGGCUCGAGAGACUGGAACCUCGAUUUACGUCCGCAAAGCAAAGAGAAGAAGACGUCAAGCUAGAGCACUUGAAAAAGUUAAUGUGAGAAGCAAGUGGGUGGUGAAUUUAAUUAAGGACGAUAUAGAGAGCAAGGGUAGAAGAUAAGUACUAAAGUGGUAAAUGCAGUGGCUGCGGAAGCGAUGGACCCAUCGAUGUUCGUCACAUACACUCCUCAAACAAACGGAGUUCCACUGGAGUCCAAGCUUGCUACCUACAUGAAUCGCCAAAGUUCUGGCAUAGUUCCGAGCACGAACUCAGUGACCAAGCAUUUGUCCAGUCUUUCUCUGGACCCACAAAAGAAGGUAACUGCCAGUCCCGAAUUUGUGCCAGGAAGAGGCCUUACAGGCAGCAACAGCAGCUCGCCGAAUCUCUUUAACAACUCCUACACCCAUUCGCAAGAAAACGUGGGUGGCACUACAUACUUCUAUUUCGGGAGUGCCGGUAGCGAAGCUGUCGGAGCCGAGGAUGGCACUGAGGCUAUCGGACCCAUGGCAACAGGUCACAUUGGCUACGUCUAUCCGGGUACUCCCUCGCAUCUACAACCCGUGAAAACGACGAAACCAUCCUCGUCCAGUAACUCCUCCGCUCCAUCUACACCUCCCCCUCAGGCCGCUUCUAGCUUCUUCGUCGGCGAAAGCUUGCGACUGGAAAUUUUGCAGAAGAACGCAUUGACAUUGGCACAACCGGAUAUAGUACGAUUUCCUGACUUACCUAAUGAGGUUGACAAUUAUCACGAGUUAUGUCCUUUGGAGCCAAUCCAUAAAACCACCUCGACGGCCCUUGGAUAUCAAACUUCCACGUACAAGGCCACCAGUAUCAAGACUGGCACGCGAUACUGUUUACGUCGUAUUCAUGAGUUCCGACUCAACACCAAGUGUAUGGUAUUGGUCGACAUGUGGAAGCGAUUGUCACAUACAAAUCUGGUUCAGCUAAGAGAAGUCUUUACCACCAAGGCGUUCGGUGAUCAUUCCAUGGUUUUUGUAUAUGAUUAUCACCCUGCUUCGGAGACAUUGCUGAAUAAACAUUUCACCUCGACGGAGCUUAACGGUUACACCGACCCGUUCUCGUCGGAUCCCAACGCGCCACGGCCUUAUAGUCAUACCAAAAACACCAUUCUAAGACAACAGCAUAGUAGCAUGCUACCGGAAAGUGUUAUUUGGAGCUACAUCAUUCAACUCACUGCCGCAUUUCGUGUUAUUCAUGCCGCUGGUUUGGCGUACAGAUGCUUAGAUCCCACUAAGGUACUACUUACAUCGCGGACACGACUUCGUUUGAGUUGUGUCGCUAUUCCAGACGUGGUCACUGGAGAUGGUGGAAACAACACGAAUCCACUCACCCUCAUCCCACAUUAUCAGCAAGAAGAUUUAGUAGCACUCGGCAAGCUGGUCUUAGCACUGGCAUGUCGAAGUCUUAUCGCCGUCCGUCGCGAGAAUAUGUCAGCCUCCAUCGAGCUGAUCACACGUUCCUACUCCACCGACCUUCGAAAUCUUAUCCUGUACUUGCUGUCAAAUCAACCCCGUAAGAGUGUCACGGAUCUCAUGCCAAUGAUUGGUGCGCGAUUUUAUACACAGUUGGAUGCCGCCCAGUUACGAUUAGAUGUUUUCGAGAACGAACUUGCCAAGGAACUGGAAAACGGACGGCUAUUCAAAUUAUUGGUCAAGCUAGCAACUAUCAACGAAAGGCCGGAGCUUAAUAUGGAACCUACAUGGGCAGAGACGGGCGAUCGUUAUAUGCUCAAAUUGUUUAGGGACUACGUAUUUCAUCAAGUGACAGCUGAUGGAAGACCCUGGUUGGAUCUCGCGCACGUUGUAGCUUGCUUGAAUAAGCUCGAUUCAGGCUCGCAGGACAAGAUAUGCCUCAUGUCUCGAGAUGAGCAAAGUGUUCUAGUGGUAAGUUAUGCGGAGUUACGGCAAUGUCUGGAAACGUCAUUCGGCGAACUGGUACAAUCUACAAAAGAUGCUGUUUAAGGAUGUGUCCUCGAUAGCGCAUACUCCGAACCAUAAAUGUGAUAUCAUCACUUAGCGGUACUAUCAUUUUACUCUUUAUCAAGAUGCUGGAGAGUGAGAACUGUCGAAUUGUGUUUGGUGAUAUAAGAAAUAACGCGCAACUCAGUUUUGUAUACAUGAUUUUGCUCGUCGGAUCAAUUAGGUACGAACGCAUUAUAAAUGCGUUGCAUUUAGGAUGUAAGACGUUAAAUUUUCGGGUCUUUAAGUCUUAAGGAUUUAUAGAAUCCUUAAAUCUUUGGGUUUUUGGAUUUUCCAGUUUGGAUCUUACGAUCUUUCGACGCAGGAAUUCUCAUUUAUGAUGUUUGGCUCGCUCAAUCUCGCAUUUCAAAGUGUCGAGUUUUGUAAUCCUUGUAUCCUCGAUUCUUGCAUUCAUUCGCAAGAGAAACGUAGGUGUAAAUUCUGAUCUUACAGAAAAGUUGCAAAUUGAUUGAUUAUCACAUAGCUUUUAGCCAAGCAAUUUGUAGAUUUUCCUGUGCCCCCAGUUGAAUUCUUGUGUCAAAUGAUCCUUGGAUCUUUGGAGUUCUGAUCUCUUGGAAGUUUGAAGCGUGGGUUUUGAAGGGUAUCAUGUGAUUUCGCGAAUCAGCGAGGAUUUGGAUUCGCUGUAGAGCCCAUUACGGUACUAUACAAAAUUGUACACAACUUAACAAUGCAGUAAACUCGUAAGGAAUCUUAAGACAACACCUAAACACGCUCGGUGUCUAGGAUAGAGACCUUAGUUUUUAGGAUACAGCAUUAAUGGUAAGCAUUAAUUUUGAAAUAAAUGUUUAUUUUUGAAAGCAAUCCUAA
This is a messenger RNA of Temnothorax curvispinosus, 3610 nucleotides long. It is a transcript of the gene PAN3, whose product is annotated as PAN2-PAN3 deadenylation complex subunit PAN3. Gene Ontology annotation, cellular component: P-body; PAN complex. The record is from RefSeq and is a predicted model, not a curated record. Gene Ontology annotation, biological process: mRNA processing; nuclear-transcribed mRNA poly(A) tail shortening; protein phosphorylation. The coding region runs from base 959 to 2785 and encodes 608 amino acids. Gene Ontology annotation, molecular function: protein kinase activity; ATP binding; poly(A) binding. NCBI's taxonomy places the organism in Eukaryota, Metazoa, Arthropoda, Insecta, Hymenoptera, Formicidae. The transcript has 8 exons.